AUGCCUACCAUCCAAAACGUAGCGAUCCUAGGUGCGUCUGGGAAUGUGGGCGACGUGGUCAUUCCAAAGCUCCUCUCUGAAGGAUACACCCUCACCAUCGUUCUUCGUCCGGAUUCCAAACCAUUCAACCUCAAUGGCAUCGAUGUUGAGCAUAUCCGCAUCGAGACUGCCUCAUACUCGGACGUUGAGUCCAUGACCGCCGUCUUCAACGGCCAACACGCCGUGAUAGAGGCUUUCAAUCCUGCCGCCCAGGUUCACCAACGAUCCAUCGUCAAGGCAGCUCUGGCUGCCGGCGUGGCCCACCUCCUCACGCCUGACUUUACGAUCGAUAGAUUCGGCCCACAUAUCGAGGAGAUCCCCAUAUUCAACCCCAAGCUUCGCGCUCAACGAGAGUUGGAAGAAGCCAUCGAGGAAGCUCAGAGCGAAGCUCGCAAACACGGCCGCCCGGAGCCACAAUUGACGUGGACGUCUGUACUCACUAGCCUCUGGUACGACUGGUCCAUCGACGCGGGCUUCUCCAUGAUCAACAAGGAAAAGCGCACGAUUACCCGCUACGGGUCUGGAAACCAGCGCCUCAGUCUGACCCGACAGGAACGGUGUGGCGAUUAUGUGGUCGCAAUUCUUCGGAACCCAGAGCGGUACCGGAACCGGCCUGCGUACUUCGCAAGUACUACCAUCGCGGUCAACGAGCUCAUCGCGCUCGUCCGAGAGCUUGCGGGCGCUGAUGAUGAGUGGAGCGUUCGCGACGUUCCCCUAGAGCCGCAGAGGCAAGCGGCGUUCAAGCUCUGGGACGAAGACUAG
Messenger RNA from Anthostomella pinea, 801 nucleotides. The record is from the annotation of a GenBank genome assembly. NCBI's taxonomy places the organism in Eukaryota, Fungi, Ascomycota, Sordariomycetes, Xylariales, Xylariaceae.